AUGGCUCUUGUCGACAAAGCACAGUCCGUGGACGAAAUCGCAGAUUUGCUCGUUUUAUUUGAGACUUUGAGUGAGGAGGAACUUGAAAGUGCCCUCCCUGCACUUGUCUUCCUUGCCGAGAAAUGUCCUGUCAGCCUCAAACCGAGUUUCAUGGAUUUGGCAUACUGUAUCUUAAUAGAUGCCAACUGUUCUCGUUCUGGAAGAAAAGCCGUUUUUGCUUGCCUCCGUAUACUCACGCAUGAUGAAGAGCCGAUUUGGAGCAGCUUUUUUACAUUAUCGCAGUGUUUAGAAGAACCCCAGUUUCACAUUAUCAAUCCCGUUCUGCCGCGAAUGGACGAGAUCCUUACCUUUGUAUAUAAAGGGAGGCUCAGUUUCAAGUGGGCAUCUGUUGUUUUCUUCAGAGCCUUGGCUCAUUCCAAUGGAUGGGUGCGAUCAUGGGCACUCGAAAAACUCGUCUCUGUAGAGGCUCCUACAAUGGCUGCAAACGCUGAGCUUGUCACAUUUUUUGGAGUCGCUUACACGUUUGCUGGAAGGGAUAUUAUUAUCACUAAAUCAGUUCAAGAGAAGUGCGAAAGAUCUUUCGUUGAGGCAGUGUUGAACAUGUUAUCUAAACUCUCCAGUCCCACAUCCUUGUUUUUCCUUUCCGAAGCCGUUGGGAAAAUCCGAGUUUGCCGUUGCAUACCAAUACAUGAUCUUAUGCUGAUUAAAACUCUUAUUCAGAAGACUCAGUAUAUCCAACAUACUGCUAUCAGACUUAUGACGCUAUACAACUUCGUGGCUUUUUACUGCAAUGUACUCGAAUUAGUAGGUGUUGUUUUCUUUCAUAUAGUUGUUAUUGCUUUAAGAGGAAAUAUGCUAGGAACUUAG
Messenger RNA from Strongylus vulgaris, 867 nucleotides. NCBI's taxonomy places the organism in Eukaryota, Metazoa, Nematoda, Chromadorea, Rhabditida, Strongylidae. The record is from the annotation of a GenBank genome assembly.